Molecule: messenger RNA, 834 nt
Organism: Aspergillus luchuensis
Lineage: Eukaryota; Fungi; Ascomycota; Eurotiomycetes; Eurotiales; Aspergillaceae
Product: flavin reductase family protein
Exons: 1
Coding region: 1-834 (277 amino acids)
Molecular function (GO): FMN binding
Source: RefSeq, a predicted model, not a curated record
AUGAAUACGAAAAGGGAUGUCAAUGUCAGUCUGCAGCAGCCCCUGAACGAGUCGGAGUCGGAGCCGGACCGGGCACCGAAAAAAUCGAGACUAGAAUUCAGCUCCAACGAUGGCGAUGAUAAGCGCAAUGGUCUGGACCAGUUCGUGGCCUAUCCUAUCCACAAGGUCAAUCGGCUCCUGGAGCCUGGACCCAUUUUGCUUGUGGCGACCGGCUCCAUAGCCCACAAGACGCACAACAUAAUGACAAUGGGUUUCCACAUGAUGAUCCAGCACGAAGGACCAACACUUGUCGGUGCCUGCAUUGGGCCGUGGGACAAGAGCUAUGAUAACUUGAAGAAGACGGGCGAAUGCGUGCUCGCCAUUCCUGCAGUGGAGAUGUUGGAGAAGGCCGUUGAUAUCGGCAACUGCAGUGGGGAAGAUGUCAACAAGUGGGUGAAUUUUGGAAUAACCCCGGUCCCAGCUCCUGAUCCUGCAUCUGCAGAUGGGUUGUGGGAUAGAAAAGGGGGUGAGGAAGGGAGAGCACGGGCGCCUUUGGUUGGAGGGAAGGAUGUUAUAGCCAACAUUCAGUGUAUGGUUGAGGACCGAGCGUUGGUGGCAAGGUACAAUCUGUGGGUGCUGAAGGUGACUGGAGCAUGGAUCAAUAGAGACAUGGAUCUAGAGUAUGGCCAGGGAAGCAGAGACCCAGCAGAUGACGACGAUCGUGUUGGUGGUGGCAAACGAAGGAAGAGGGAAAUGAAGAUGGCUCACCAUCGCGGAGAUGGCCGGUUCGUGAUUGACGGAAAGGAAGUCGAUUUGAGAGAUAGGAUGGUCAAGUGGAAGGAAUUCCAGGAUUAG